Molecule: messenger RNA, 1281 nt
Organism: Durio zibethinus
Lineage: Eukaryota; Viridiplantae; Streptophyta; Magnoliopsida; Malvales; Malvaceae
Product: protein ELF4-LIKE 4-like
Biological process (GO): positive regulation of circadian rhythm; entrainment of circadian clock
Source: RefSeq, a predicted model, not a curated record
ACUAGGUAAAGAAAAAAGAAAAGAACCAAAACAAAAAAAAGAAAUAUCUCUGGCUUUGGCUGGUCUUUUCUUGGAAACUUUAUAGGGACAAAGAAAACACAGAGAGAAACCACAACAACAACUACAACGUUGUAAUUGUGUCUCUCUAAGCUGUCUCUCUAAGCGUGUCAAUCAAAUCUUUUCUUCCUAUAUUCUCUCUUUCUCUUUCUUUGCUGGUUUCACCUUCAUAAUUUCAGGCCCUCUCUAUUGAAUCCAAUCUAUUUCUCUUUCUCUGCCAAUAACCAGAAGCAAUAGAAGAUUCCAUUCCAAUCUUUUUAAAACUACUCAUAUCUUCUUUUUCUUUUUCUUGAACAAAUAUAAAUCAAAAUCCCAUAUUUUUCUGGGAAAGAGGGUCGAAUUCUGCUACCUUUCUCCCUGUCUUGCUGUUUCAAGGUGAAUGAUUUUGUGGGGGUCUCUCAAAAUGAGAUUUUUUUUUUUUUGAGAAUAUAAUAGGAAAAAAAGCUGCUUUUAUUGGCCAAGGAGUCUGGUUUUAUAUUAUAUAUAUAUAUAUUGUCUCUUCUGCACACACUCACAGUCCUCUGCUCGGUUGCUGAGGAAAGGUGGAGAAAGGAAAAGGAAAAUCUUUUAGCACUGAUUUUAUCCAAGCCAGACUGUUAAACUCUUUGACUUAGCUAACUUUGGACUAAGUCUGGUUUUGAUUGAAGUGAAGUAACUUUGGAAUGGAUGGUGAUAUAUUUUCAGGAUUCAGUAAUGGAACUCAAGUAGAUGGCAAGGUUUUGCAGACAUUUCAAAAGAGUUUUGUGCAAGUUCAAGACAUCCUAGAUCAAAAUAGGUUGUUAAUCAACGAGAUUAGCCAAAACCAUGAGUCAAAGAUCCCUGACAACUUGAGCAGGAACGUGGGAUUAAUUAAAGAGUUGAAUAACAAUAUUAGAAGAGUAGUUGAUCUCUAUGCUGAUCUCUCAAGCUCUUUCACCAGGUCAAUGGAGGCUUCAUCAGAAGGUGAUUCAGCUGGGACAUUCAAAUCUGAUGGAAAGGCUAGUCAGAAGAGAAUUAGACCUGGGCAAUCAAUGCAGGCAAAUGUGAAACCUCUUUUCUGGCUUCUACAGGAAGUUCCCCCAGCUCAAUAGCUCACACAGUAAAAGCAGAUUGCAUUUGCUUUUGUUUAAUAAGGUGAUCAUUAAAGAUUUUAGAUCAGUUAAUAGGUUUUGAUCAAUUAUGCUUUAUGACAGCAAGGACAAAAUCAGACAGCAAUGUCUGAAACAUGUGAUCAGACUAGAUAAU